Cladophialophora yegresii CBS 114405 is the source of this 1521-nucleotide messenger RNA. RefSeq lists its product as uncharacterized. The record is from RefSeq and is a predicted model, not a curated record. The coding region runs from base 1 to 1521 and encodes 506 amino acids. Gene Ontology annotation, molecular function: protein kinase activator activity; molecular adaptor activity. Gene Ontology annotation, biological process: autophagosome assembly; piecemeal microautophagy of the nucleus; autophagy of peroxisome. Lineage: Eukaryota; Fungi; Ascomycota; Eurotiomycetes; Chaetothyriales; Herpotrichiellaceae. The transcript has a single exon. Gene Ontology annotation, cellular component: phagophore assembly site; Atg1/ULK1 kinase complex.
AUGGCGCCAUCUCCUCACCUUGCAACUGCCCAACGGCACGACCUCUCCGCUCGCUCCUCUCCUUCGCAAUCUCUACGCGCAACCAGCCCCUCACAGACAUCUGUCGAGGUGUUGGUGUCAUACUUGGUCGCCUCCAAGCGCUCCUUAGGCAGUAUCCACCUUGUUCACCGUGCUACGACCAUUCUCUCCGAAGCACGCGUCUCCAUCGAAUCAACGACGGCUCUGCUCGCGAAGGCCACCUACCUGCGUCGCUCCUUGACAUCGCAGCUGAAAGUCCUGCGUGGCGUCCAAUUCGAGUUAGAAACUGCUGCCCAAGGCAUCCAGCUAGAGUUCCAGGCUGUCAUACGGGAGCUAGAUGAAACUGGCGCGAGGUUGCUGCAAUGCAUAGACCUCUUGAAACAGACAAAAAUCGAGCAUGCCUUCAAGGUGGCAACGGAGGGCGAGCGGCAAGAUGUUGCAGGCAAAGACACCCUACACGACUUUGUCGAUGACAAUGGCGUCGAGACCAUCAAGCAAGCCAUGGAAGUAGCCAUAGACAAUGUACAGAAUGCGCAACAGGAAAUGAACGAUUCCAUUCAAACUCUGGAGGUGGAUCUACAAUCCAUCAAUGAAGUCCUAAACAGCAGAGGUGACCUCUCUGGUACCGAGAGCGAAGUGCAGCAGCCUCUCAAUAUUGCAGGCACUCUCACCCUCCUCGAGAACCACGCUCACGAGAUGGCGCGAGGUCUUGAGAGCCUGGUCAAGCACUUUGAUCUCUGCGUCACAGCCAUCAAACACACCGAGGGAGGUGGAGAAGCCGUCUUUCAAACCAUGAAUGCAGAGGAGGUCGAUGCAGUCGGGCUUGGUAUGGACGAACUACAAGCACCUGCCCAACCCAUGAAUGACGAGGAAAGAAUAGAAAUGCUUCAGGUAUUGGAAAAUGACGCUCAAGAAGUCGACGAGGUAGUCAUGGAGUUGCAAGACCGAAACGCCGAAAUGGAAACACAGCUAGACAAGAUCCACCGAUGGCAGGAAAGGCAGGAAAACGUCUAUGCAGAUGUGGCUACAGCUUUCAAGCUUCUCGAUAAGAUCUCGGGACGUUUGUCCGGAUACGUCGCCGAGACAGCACGCCACGCGAUGAGGUGGAACGAAGAAAAAGCCAAGAUCGAAGACGGCAUAGGUGGCAUGGAAGAGCUUUGCGAAUAUUAUGCACACUUCCUCCAUGCCUACGACGGUCUUAUUGUCGAGGUCGCAAGGAGAAGAACAGUCAAGAAACAGAUGGAAAGAAUUGUCGCCGAGGCACAUGCUCAGCUGGAGCAGAUGUACGAGUCCGACAGACGGUUGAGGUUAGAAUUCAAGACGGACCACGGCGAGUACUUACCAAGUGACAUUUGGUGCGGCGUGAACACGUUACCUGCGAGGUAUGUCAUCACCAGAGCAGACGAGGAAGAUGCCGUCAGCGUGCCUGAACUGCCGCGGCGGGCUGUGGAAGAAGCGCUCCGGAGAUUGAAAAAUGGCAACAGUGCAAGGGCGGGAAGGUGA